AUGGCUAUCCCAUGCCUAGCCGGCAUGAUGAUUGAUAGGGCCAUAGAUCAAGGACGACAGCCUAGUGAAGACUGCAGAGUCAACCUUCAACGCACAUUGUAUCGGCGCGAUCAGCUCGCUAACCCCCAGUACAACAGCCAAAUGGCACUGGAUACACUUUCCACCUCUCCGUUGGGCAAAGUUGAGCAAAGCACGUGGAUUGAGUCAUGUGACUUGUCGGCGCGCCUUUCUGCCCUCACGGCGUUUCUCAGAUCCCUCCGAUUGCAGUGCCCCAGGCUAUCCUGUCUCGCAGACUCUGGCAUUUCUUCUCUCAAGAAGACACGCAUCGUAGGCCAUGUCUCAACAAGCCCAGAGACAUCAGCCGUUACUUCAAGCAGCCAAGCUUCAGGGCUUUCUCCAUCCAUGAGGGCAAGGCCAUCUGUCCGCAAAGCAAGACUAAGCAAGAGAUCAACCUGCAACGAAGACGGCUCUGACGACGAUGAUGAAAAACCCAGAGCCUCCACGAAAAAGAGAGCAAAGUUUGAGAGCACGAAACUUCAAUUUGCCUGUCCUUUCUGGAAACUGGAUCCGAGCAAGCAUCGGUCGUGUUACAGUGCUACACUCUCGGAGACCAGAUACGUCAAGCAGCAUAUACUUCGACGUCACGUACAGCCACCUCACUGUACGUACUGUUGGGCAAUCUUCGACAGCAUCGAUCUUUUAACAGUUCACAAGAGCCAAACGCCAUGCAUGCCCGAUGGCUCGCCAAGACCUGAACUUGAAGGAAUUGAUUCAGCCCAGGAACGAGUACUUCUUUCUUGGAGAGCCAAAAGAGGUUCAUCUAAAGAAGAGCAAUGGUUUGAACUAUGGAAAAUGAUAUUUCCUUACUUACCCACUCCAUCUUCGCCAUUCAUGGACGAAGAAGCCAUCGCACAACCCCAACCCGAACACAUUUCAGCGCAGUUGAAUGCACCCAGAUUCAACAAAAGAUUCAAACUGUCGCCCAACAAAAGGAACGUAGGUAGAGGCUUACCUAAGGAGGAACCUAAACUUCGAUGUCCCUACUAUACAAGGUUUCCCCAGACUUUCUGCUCGUCAAAAUGGCGGAGCUGCUCUGAGUCUGUAUGGCCCACGGUGGAUCAUUUGAAGUAA
This is a messenger RNA of Colletotrichum tamarilloi, 1131 nucleotides long. RefSeq lists its product as uncharacterized. NCBI's taxonomy places the organism in Eukaryota, Fungi, Ascomycota, Sordariomycetes, Glomerellales, Glomerellaceae. The transcript has 2 exons. Bases 1 to 1131 code for a protein of 376 amino acids. The record is from RefSeq and is a predicted model, not a curated record.